CAUUAUGUAGUUUAGGUAUAUUUUUAAUUUUAAUAUUUUAUGAAGUAUCUUUAUACAUUUAUGUAUAUAUAUUCAUGGAAAACCAUGUAUCUGAUAUAAUUUUAAAAAUAUUCUUCUCUUUUGUAGUGCGUCAAAUAUACAUGCUUUUUCCCCAUCCUGAAAAAAACUUAAUGCUUAAUAAAAAACAAAAAGAUCAUCCGUACUUAUAGCUGUCGCGCGAACAUCUUGCGAAACGCGUGCCAAUUUUCCGUUGCUAAAAACGCGCGAGAGAACUUCCCAAGUGCUGUGAACGUGGACGCGAGUCCAUAUAUAGUCUGUUAUCAACAACGUGUGGUCUGUCGAAUCAGUUGUGGUUGGGAUCGCUGGUCGCAUCGAUCGUGGACGGUGUUCCCGUGGUUCCGCGAUCGCUGACAAGAAAGGAAAACACUCCGAGUGCUCCAGAGGGAGUUCCACGGUCGUAGACGUCGUUGUCCUCGUCCGUGACACGACCUAACUUUGGUACAGGCGUUUUGGUAUCGAUCACUGGCGUUGCGCUCACGACAACGCAAGCUCGACUCGAAACGCGUAUCCGUCGAGGUAAAGGGGCGGCGAUAUCCUCCCUCUGGCUUCCGUUGAGUGUCCCACGUCUCUGCGCCACCGCUUCUACCCUCUUAACCCGCUCCUUUAUUUUUCGCCCUCUUUCUCUCGCAUCCUCGGCGGGAAGGAGGACGAGAAGCAGGAAAGAUGAGCGAUCAAGAGGAUCUCGACUACUACAUCAUGUUCCCGUCGUUUCCGCCGUAUCCGAAAGAUCCGACGUUGACCACCGGCGGCCAGGAUCAGCGCGAGGAGUUCGUGUUCGUCUACGAGGAGGACAAACGACCGGUGGUUGUGCUUCUAGGAUGGGCCGGCUGUCAGGACAGAUACCUGGCCAAGUACAGCGCGAUAUACGAGGAAAAGAGCUGCAUCACACUACGAUACACGGCCCCAGUAGAAUGCCUGUUCUGGAGAAGAGACAAACUGCCUUACAUCGGGAAACGAUUGAUCCAGGUGAUCAUUGACAAGAGCCUGGACCAGCAUCCGAUAUUCUUCCACGUCUUCAGCAACGGAGGCGCGUUUCUGUAUCAGCACGUAAGCCUGGCGAUGCAACAGUCUAACACGCCGCUCAAGGUCAAAGGAGUAAUAUUCGACAGCGCACCUGGCGAAAGGAGGUUGACCACCCUCUUCAAGGCGGUCAGCGUUAUCAUCGGUGGACAUCCGCUCAUGAACAUACCAAUGUCCUUCUUUAUAACGAUCUUCCUCUAUGUGCUUUGGUUCCUCGAGGUACGAGCAUGGUAUUUCACCUCUUCGACUUUCCAGGGCAUACGAAACUUGCACUUUGAACAUACAGUUGCAUGCAAAAGUUUCCGGCCAAAAAUAAUUUUGGAAUAAAAUUAUGUAUAAUAGGUGUAAAGUAGAAAUACAAAUAUACCAUAGUAAAGAGCUUUUAUUAUACUAUCGAAAUGUACAACUAAAAAAUUUGAUACAACAAGUAAUAAUUAUUUAUAACAAAAAUAACAAUUUUUACUUUUUCAUAAGUAUCCGGCCAAGUACAAAACCUGAAGAGAAGACACGAUAACUGAAGGAAAAAUGUUCAAAAAUGGUUACAAAUGUAACAUUAUCGUCGAUAUUUAGUAACCAUACCCUGUGAAGCUAUCACGGCGGCACAUCGGUGAGGCAUCGAUUCAAUAAGUUUGAUGAUUCUAUCUUGAGAGAUAUUUCUCCACUCUUCUUGAAUUCUUGUCGAUAAAACAGCUUUAUUGGUACAAUUAACAGUUUCUAUUCU
Molecule: messenger RNA, 1801 nt
Organism: Hylaeus volcanicus
Lineage: Eukaryota; Metazoa; Arthropoda; Insecta; Hymenoptera; Colletidae
Product: transmembrane protein 53
Exons: 3
Coding region: 724-1407 (227 amino acids)
Source: RefSeq, a predicted model, not a curated record